Messenger RNA from Oryza brachyantha (malo sina), 3458 nucleotides. RefSeq names its product FT-interacting protein 3-like. The record is from RefSeq and is a predicted model, not a curated record. The coding region runs from base 1 to 3003 and encodes 1000 amino acids. NCBI's taxonomy places the organism in Eukaryota, Viridiplantae, Streptophyta, Magnoliopsida, Poales, Poaceae. The transcript has a single exon.
AUGGCCAAGGCGGAGAAGCUGGUGGUGGAGGUGGUGGCGGCGCACAACCUCAUGCCCAAGGACGGCCAGGGCUCCUCGUCGGCGUACGUCGAGGUGGAGUUCGAGCACCAGAAGCUGCGCACGCGGGCCAGGCCCAAGGAGCUCAACCCCGUGUGGAAUGAGCGCCUCGUCUUCGCCGUCGCCGACCCCGGGGGCCUGCCCUACCGCGCCAUCGACGUCGGGGUGUACAACGAGCGCGCCGCGUCCGGGGCCGGCGGUGGCGUGGCGGCGCCGCACGGGCGGAACUUCCUCGGGAAGGUCCGCGUCGCGUGCGCCGGCGUGCCGGCCCCCGGGGAGGAGGUCGUGCCGCAGCUCCACACGCUUGAGAAGCGCAGCCUCUUCUCCCACAUCCGCGGCGAGAUCACCUUGAAGAUUUAUCGCAUCAACUCCGGGGAUGUUGUUGUCAAGUCCAAGCCGGAGAAGCCGGUGAAGGCGGUGGUGUCUGGGCCGGAGGUGGUGGCCGCGCCGCCGGUCAAUGGGACCAAGAAGCAGCAGCAGCAGCAGCAGCAGCAGCAGCCGGUGGUGGCCGUGCAGCCGCCGCCUCCGCAGCCGCAGGCGCCCAUGGACAUCCUGCCUCCUCCUGCCCCGGUGCUCAUGAAGCCUGUAAUGCUCGCCGAUCCCUACCCCGCCUCGGCCGUGUUCUCCGGCCCCGGCGACUUCUCUCUCAAGGAGACACGGCCCCGCCUCGGCGGCGGCACGACGGCCGACAAGGCGAGCGCGACCUACGACCUGGUCGAGCAGAUGCAGUAUCUCUACGUGCGCGUGGUGCGCGCGCGCGGCGUGCCGGCGGUGGGCGAGACCGUCGCGGAGGUCAAGCUGGGGAACUACCGCGGCGUGACCCCGGCCACCGCCGCGCACCACUGGGACCAGGUGUUCGCCUUCUCCAAGGAGACCAUCCAGUCCUCGUUCGUCGAGGUCUUCGUGCGCGCGCGCGGCAGCGACGACCACGUCGGCCGCGUCUGGUUCGAUCUCUCCGAGGUGCCGCGCCGAGCACCGCCGGACAGCACGCUCGCGCCGCAGUGGCACAUCAUGGAGGACCGCAAGGGCGAGCGCGGCGCCGCGGAGGUGAUGAUCGCCGUCUGGUUCGGCACCCAGGCCGAUGAGGCCUUCGCCGAGGCCUGGCAUUCCAAGGCGGCCGGCGUCCAUGGCUAUGGACCAUUGGGCUCCAUCAAGUCCAAGGUGUAUGUCGCCCCCAAGCUGUGGUAUCUUCGUGUGUCCGUCAUUGAAGCCCAGGACUUGAUCCCCAUGGACAAGGGGCCAAUGGCGAUUGGCCGGUACCCGGAGCUGUUUGUGCGCGCGCAGGUCGGGAGCCAAAUGCUGCGCACACGGCCGGCACCAGUGGCGGCGAACCGGGGACCAUCAAGCCCAUUCUGGAAUGAAGACCUGAUGUUUGUGGUUGCUGAGCCAUUUGAGGAGUUCUUGGUGUUGUCUCUGGAGGAUCAUGUGUCACCAGGAAGGGAUGAUGUUCUUGGCCGCCUUGUUGUUCCAGUAUCCUCCAUUGAGAGGCGAUGGGACGAGAAGCUUGUCGUGUCCAGGUGGUUUGGGCUCGACCGUGGCGCUGGUGGUGGCAAUGUCGGGAGUGGCAACACGAAUAGGUUUGGGAGCCGCGUGCAUCUCCGCUUAAGUCUUGAUGGGGGAUAUCAUGUUCUUGAUGAGGCUACUGCAUACAGCAGUGAUCUCCGGCCUACUGGAAAACAGCUGUGGCAACCACAUGUUGGGGUUCUUGAGCUUGGUGUUCUUGGUGCAACUGGAUUGAUACCGAUGAAGACUCGUGACGGCAGAGGUGCAACAUCAGAUGCAUACUGUGUUGCAAAGUAUGGCCAGAAGUGGAUUCGCACUCGUACUGUCGUCGACUCUGUGUGCCCUAGGUGGAAUGAGCAGUACACAUGGGAGGUGUUUGAUCCUUGCACUGUGAUCACAGUUGGUGUGUUUGACAAUUGCCAUGUUGACAAACCAGCUUCGGGGAAUACCACAUUGGCUGUCCGUGAUAAUUGCAUCGGCAAAGUUCGUAUCCGGCUUUCGACAUUGGAGACUGAUAGGGUGUAUACACAUGCCUACCCCCUUCUCAUGCUGCAUCCAUCAGGGGUCAAGAAGAUGGGAGAGCUUCACUUAGCUGUGCGCUUCUGCUGUGGCAAUGCUGGCAACAUGUUCCAUGCCUAUGUGCGCCCACUGCUUCCAAAGAUGCACUAUAUCGAGCCGCUGCUUGUGCGCCAGGUUGAGAGUCUUCGCUUCCAGGCUACCAAUGUUGUAGCAGCUCGCCUUGGCCGCGCUGAGCCACCACUUGGCAGAGAGGUUGUUGAGUACAUGCUAGACCACCGUUCACAUCUAUGGAGCAUGCGGCGUAGCAAGGCAAACUUCUUCCGCCUUGUCACCGUGCUCUCUGGUCCAAUCACUAUUGGCAGAUGGUUUGAACUUGUCCGCUCUUGGCAUCGCCCGGUGCAUUCAUGCCUUGCUGUAUUUACAUUCCUGGUGUUUGUCACAAUGCCAGAGUUGAUUCUUCCAACAGCGUUCCUGGCGAUGGCAUUCACCGGGUUAUGGAGGUACCGUGUCCGCCCAAGGCACCCGCCUCACAUGGAGAUGAGGCUAUCCCAUGCAGAUGCCGCCACCGUGGAUGAGCUGGAUGAGGAGUUUGACACAUUCCCUUCGAGCCGAGGAGAUGUUGUGCGCUUCAGGUAUGACCGCCUUCGCAGCGUGGCAGGGAGGGUGCAGACGGUGGUUGGCGACAUUGCGACUCAGGGUGAGCGAAUGCAGGCUCUUCUCAGCUGGCGUGACCCGAGGGCGACACUGCUUUUCGCAAUCGCCUGUGUUCUUGCAGCGGUCAUUGCAUAUACCAUACCGAUGAAGGUGCUGGUUGGGCUCUGGGGCCUCUAUGCUCUGCGGCCGCCAAGGUUCCGCAGCAGGAUGCCGUCUCCGCUGAUGAACUUCUUCAGGAGGCUGCCUUCCAAGGCUGACAGCCUGCUCUGAUCCUCGUUGCUGUGCAGCUGUUGACAAGGUAGCUAACCUUGUGGUAUGAUCAGUGAUUUUGGCGGGAAGGAGAUGCUUCAAAGGAAUCUAGGAAGAAACAAACUUGCAGUAGGUUCAGGUUGGUUGCUUAGUUUAAUGCUUUUAGGUAAUGUAUGCUGCUCUAUGGUGCAACUUGUAGUAGUUGCAGACUUGCAGCAGGCUUGUUCUUGUGCCUUUCAGUUCAUCAGGUUGAUACUUGAGAGUUUAUGAGGAGGCUGUUAGCUGUAUUGUGUUCUGGACUGCAACUGUCAGAGUGCAGUGUGGCUUAGUACUAAUACUAGUAGUAAAUGUUUAAUUGGUUUUACUAUUAGUACCUGUGUUCUUCAAGAUGGUGGUGCCUCACACAUGUGCCAAUGUGGGUGUGGCUUUUGUGACACUUCCUUUUGUUUUGUUUUUGUCUCCAUUCUGUUCCCAUG